AGGAGCAGUGUCGCUGUGGGUGCAUUGACAUGUGUGGGUGUGAGUCAGAGGAGUCGUGUGGGAGGAGUUAAAGUAAGAUGGCUGCGGGAAAGGGAAGAGUGUUUGAGAAAUCAUCGAAUGGGAUGUUUAUCUGUCUCUAACAGGAUGCACAGCUGCCCGAAUGAAGGAGUGGUUAAUUUGUUAGCUUCCCCGGCUCAAUAUGGUCUAGCUCGCCAGUUGUCUCCAGGUUACUUGCGCGCUGGUCAUCCGUUUACUGCUCUGACAUUGUGGAAUUCAUUAGCAGCUAGUCGUUAGCAACCUACCAGCGCUAACUUACUAGCAACCAGCUAGCAGGUAUCCGUGGAAAUCAGGACCUCGCAACAACUGUUGAGACUCCCACAAAUAUUAAAGAGCAGAGUGGCCGUCCUGACUGGCUAUGGAGUGGUGUUGGCUUCAGACUGGAUGACAGGGUCUACAGGGUGGACAGGGUCGCACCGAUUCUGAAGCAGCAGCGGGCUUUUCCUAGAUGUACACUGACUGGCUGUGACAGCGCGUUUGCAGCAGACCUCCUUCCCCUCCUCUCUUUUUGGAAACACUCCCCCUCCCCUUUCUCCCCGUCCUCCUCCUCUCCUUCUCCCUCCCUCACCUUUUCCUUUCCCCUUCAUUUCUUUUUGCCUUCUGUUGCUCCCAUACUUCGACCUUUUUUUUCUUUCUUUUCUUUUUUACCGGAACUCCUUCUCUCGUAUUUAAGUUCUUGUGACCUUUUGACCUGCCUCUCACCGGAUCCAGAAUGAGCUGGCUGAGCAGGUUGAACCCGCGGGCUCCGGGGAAUCGGUCUGGCCGGAGUGCCGCCCCCUCCAGCCCCUGCACUGCUGACCCGGAGACCUGCCUCAUGGUGUUUGAGAACCACUGGAGACAGGUCUCUUGGGUGUUGGAGCAGCAGGAGCCUUCAUCCUCCAGCGAUGACCUGACGGCAGUGAGGAAUCACACCGACCAGAUGUUAUGUCUGCUGGCAGAGGAGCGGCCUGCUGAGAGCCCAGAGGGUGCCCCCGGCGUGGCACCCAUGGGCCCCAUACUGGAGCUGGUGGUCACCCAGAAUAUUCUGGCGGGCCUGGUUCAGUGGCACCUCCGCCGCGGCUUGGACCCAGACAGCCAGGGGGCGCUGCUCAAGCUGUUUGAGAUGCUCAUCGGCCAGUCCCAGCAGCCUCUGCUGCAGCACACAGCCGUCCUCCACCCCCUGCUGAGGCUGCUGGGAGCUUGCGCUGACCCAGAACUUGGUUGUCCGUUAGCCCUGGAAAACAGCCUGGUACUGCUGCUCAAUCAGAUCUGUGUGUCCAUGGCCCGGCAGCCUGUGGUUUUAGAGAUGCUGUUUCGGGCGGCACCGGCUCAGCAGGGCUCCACCAAUCUGCUGAUCUUCUCCCUCCUGGUGCCGUUCAUCCACCGGGACGGAGCCAUCGGACAGCAGGCCCGAGACGCACUGCUGCUGGUCAUGGCGGCCUCGGCCAGCCACGAGGCCGUGGCACGUUACAUUGCUGAGAACUCCUACUUCUGCCCAGUGUUGGCGACGGGCCUCAGCGCUCUCUACUCCUCUCUGCCGAGAAAGAUUGAGGUCCGAGGAGACGACUGGCACGCCCUGCGGCGGGAGGACUGGAUGGGCGUCUCAUCGCUCGUGCUGUUCAUGAACUCUCUGGAGUUCUGCAAUGCCGUGGUGCAGGUUGCUCAUCCCCUGGUCCGCUCCCAGCUCCUGGACUACCUCCACAACGGCUUCCUCGUACCCGUCAUGGGCCCCGCGCUGCAUAAGUCGUCGGUGGAUGAGAUGAUUGCCAGCACCGCCUACCUGGACCUUUUCCUGCGCAGCGUGUCAGAGACGUCGCUCCUCAAAACCUUCCUGCGCUUUUUCCUGCUGCAUCGCCACGACAACGACACCAUCCUGGACACAUUACUCACACGCAUCAGCAGCAAUUCAAGGCUCUGUAUGGUAUCGUUGAGCCUCUUCAGGACUCUUCUGUCUCUGAACUGUGAAGACGUCAUGCUGCAGCUUGUUCUCAGGUAUCUACUGCCCUGUACCCAUGUAAUGCUGAGUCAGCGUCGUGCUAUCAGGGAGGCUGACCUGUACGGAAAGUCAGCAGACAAGUUCCUGUCGCUGAUCCCAGAGUGCUGCCGGCUGAAUGCAGGGUCCUCUGCUGACGAGGACGGUGCGUUCUGGGGAAAAGUACUGAACAGUCCCACCACAGAGUCUCCAGCCCCACCCAGACCCAGCACCCCAUCCCGCUUAUCCUUCUUCAUCCGCCAACAGAGCAGUGGAGGUGGAUCAGGAGGAGGGGGUCCCUCUUCCCCCACCAGCAUGGAGCCGCUGCAGUCGGGUCCUUCCAGCUCCCACCCGCUGUCCCCUGAGAGCCCGAUGCACCAGCAGCAGACUAACACGGAGUGUCUGGACUGGGAUUCGGGUUACCUGGAGUACCUCAAAGACGCCCGGCGGGGCAUCGAGAUUUGCUCCUGGGCCUGCCGCGACUGGUCGGCGCCCUAUGAUGGAGAAAACCCCUCCCCGAACACAGCCCCUCCACCCCCACCUCCCCCUACGUCCAACCCCUCCAUGGCUAUGUUCCCCGAGCACUUCUCUUUGCAGCAGGGAGGAAGCAGUAACACCCCGCCAGGCCAGCAGAGGGCGCCCACUGUGGCUGCAGCACGAGCCGAGUGGAGCAGCUCAGAACGGGACAGCGGCGAGUGGGACGUUACGAUCAGCAAAAACAACUGCAUCAGCCUCACGCCACGCUCCAAGAAACGCAGCCUGCAGAGAGAGGAGCUCCUGCCAAAGCCUAUACCUCAUCUCGUCCCCUCCUCCUCGUCCUCGGCUGCCCCUUCGUCGACUUCCCACCCCGCCUCGUCCCCAGCACCACACAAUCCCACCUCUGCCAUCACCGUUAGCUACCAGGCCGUGUAUAACGGAGUGACGGGGCAGGGGGACGGGGGCUCAGACAAUCGGGACCGAGGACUGGAGGUAAAGAAAGUGAAGAGAGACUUGGGGGAGCAGCCGUAUUUGGAUGAAAACGCAAAUCAAAAUGGAUCCCUUGUCACCUGCUCCUCCCAAAGCUGCACCACUCUGCCGCAGUCCAUUUUUAGCAACAGCGAAUUGGGUGAUAGCCCUAACCAGAUUUCCUCUCAAAGCUCCAUCACCCAGCCAACGUCUGACACCAAAUUGCUGACCAGCGACACCUCAAACCCACCGAGUGCAUCCUCCGAUCUUCCAGAAGCCAACCAGACGCAACAAUCUGUAGAGAGUCUUAUCCAGGAGCUGUUGGAGCAGGCACCAGGAGAAGCGCCGCUCCCCGGGGAAUCCAACGGUCAGGGCAUCAGCAUCGAGGCCUUCACGCAGGAGCUGAGGGAGCUGGAGGACCGAGUGAAGGAGCGCAGCAGAGCAGCCUGCCAGCAGGAGGAAAGCACCAGAGAGUCCCUAUCCUCUGAGCGGCAGGAGGAGCAGCAGCUGUCCUCGGCCCUGGAGGCGAAGCUGACCGGUGACCCCAAGGAAGACGGGCCUGCGGUGGGCCUCUGCAGUCCUGCCAGACCACUAAAUCAACCUGCCUACCAGCCGUACACAGGUCCGUUCAUGGUGGUUCUGUUUUCCAAGCUGGAGAACAUGCUCCAAAACUCGCUGUACGUCAACAUCCUGCUCACGGGCAUCGUGGCCCAGCUGGCCUGCUAUCCUCAGCCCCUCCUACGCUCCUUCCUGCUCAACACCAACAUGGUCUUCCAGCCGAGCAUCAAGUCACUGAUCCAGGUUCUAGGUUCUGUGAAGAACCGUAUCGAGGCGUUUGCAGCCUCUCAUGAGGACUUCCCUGCCAUGCUGAAGAAAGCCCAACAGUACCUGGUGGCCCGAGGCAAGUUGGACUGGGCUGACUCUCCUGCAGCAGUUCCUACCCUGCGGCGCUCUGAUUCAUUAGUGAAGAGUCGUAAGCCAUCUCUCGGAGACCUGAUCCUUCGUCACACCAACAGCCCGACCCGGGCUCGGCACGCCGCUCAGCUGGCCCUCGCACACGUACGGGACGGCAGCCAAUCGCUGCACAGCGCUUUGUUCAGGGGCGGCGGAGGGGCCUCUGGCUUGGAGAAGCAAGCUGAGGCUCUGCGAGUUAAGAACGCCGUCUACUGUGCCGUUAUCUUCUGUGAGUUCCUCAAGGAGCUGGCUGCCCUGGCUCAAGAGCACGCCGUCACUCUGCCUUUCCCUCACAGCCCGGAGGCAGAGGAAUAGAUUGCAAACUCCUCAAAUCUAGGUCUUAGCCUCUCUUUCUUUUUGAUUAGGCUGUAAAAAAAGAGUUAUAUAGGAUUCUCCCACCACCAGAGGACAGACUAAAGCCCUGAGACUUUUCUGUCACUAAAGUGGGUCGUCUGCAAUGACACUGACAAGAUGGAAACAGUGGCAUUUUUGUACCAAAUUGUUAUAGGAUACCUAUAUGACUGGAAUAAUUUUCCUCAUCUGUAAACUUAUGAUAUUGUGCAUAUCAUGAAUACUAUUUACAUUCUAUACUCGGAAAAUCUCAGUAAAUGCUUGAGAUUAAGGAGCUUGUACAUACACAUACCAUGUCAUGGUAUAAUGUGACACAGUAAAGCCACAGAUAAAAGAAAUAGGUGCACAUAUUGGUGCUAGUCUCUUUUAUGUUUUAAGUUGAAAGGGUGCUUUCAGGCGGCACGGAGGAGAAGAAGUUUUUGUCCUCAACAAAAUAAUAACAAAACACCAAAAAUAGUUUGGCAGGAAAACAUUGAAAGUGUAGACUCGUCAGUCACCUAUGAAAUGAUCCCAUCAGCUUUGGCCAUGUCUGUAUGACAAGCUCGUCUUUGCUUUGGUCCUCUAUCAAGGACUGGCCAAUAGAGGAAGCUCACACAGAGAGACGAAAACUGGAACACAGGGGAGGGACAGUGCCACUUUCUCCUGUGACUCAGCACGGCCAACGCAAAAUGUACUGGAAAACUUUGGAUAACGAAUACCAUUUUUAUUGUAUUUUGUUUUAAACAUGUUUGUCUUUUGCAUUUGCACCAUUUUCUAGACAUAUCAGCAACGUGUGGGAGCAGGUGUGUCUGUCGUCAUGUAUGCAAGGUUUAUUUUAACAAAUGACUCCAACUCUUCAGGCCAUUAGUAAGCCAUUCACCUGUUGCCAUAAAGGAGGCUGCGGGAUUGAAAGGCAGCACUGCUUUACAAUUCAUACCUUUUUGUCUGUCAUUUAGUCUUUUUAAAAGACCUGAGAGAGUCUGCCAUAAAAAGGUGAGAAGGGAAGUGUUGGCAUGAUUUCCAUUUACUUUGAACUGACAUUUGAAAAAUGUCCUUUUGAGGUAUUCACUCA
Perca flavescens (yellow perch) is the source of this 5309-nucleotide messenger RNA. RefSeq names its product FHF complex subunit HOOK interacting protein 1B (gene fhip1b). Lineage: Eukaryota; Metazoa; Chordata; Actinopteri; Perciformes; Percidae. The transcript has 12 exons. Bases 770 to 4222 code for a protein of 1150 amino acids. The record is from RefSeq and is a predicted model, not a curated record. Gene Ontology annotation, cellular component: FHF complex. Gene Ontology annotation, biological process: endosome organization; early endosome to late endosome transport; endosome to lysosome transport.